This is a messenger RNA of Rotaria socialis, 2841 nucleotides long. The record is from the annotation of a GenBank genome assembly. NCBI's taxonomy places the organism in Eukaryota, Metazoa, Rotifera, Eurotatoria, Philodinida, Philodinidae.
AUGCAUAUUGUUGGUGUCGAUGUUGGUGGUACAAAUACAGAUGCGGUAUUACUACGGAUUGAAUCCAAUGAAUCUCCGAAAGUGGUGGCUACAGCUAAAACGGUGACAAGUUCAGACGUUUUUUCGGGCAUGCUUCAUGCGUUACAACAAAUCAUUAAUGAUAAGGAAAUAGCAGCCAUCAUGAUAGGUACGACACACUUUAUCAAUGCAUUAAUUCAACGACGAGGAUUGGCAAAAGUCUGUACACUACGUAUAUGUGGACCAACGACUCAUGCUGUAUCUCCAAUGUCUAAUUGGCCAACUGAUUUGAAAGAAACAAUUGAUGGUUUAACAGCGUUCGUAUCUGGGGGUUACUUUUUUGAUGGAUCAGAAAUUAGUCCGUUGGAUGAAGAAGAAAUUCGUUCAGUAAUUCGUCGAGCGCUGGCUCUUGAUAUUUGCUCUUUUUGUGUCUGUGGUGUUUUCUCACCUUGUCGAAACGAUCAAGAAAAACGUGUGGCUGAAAUUAUUCGUGAAGAAUCUACUACAGUAUAUAUUACUCUUUCGCAUGAAAUUGCCGGUCUUGGCUUGUCUGAACGUGAGAAUGCUUCGAUACUCAAUGCUUGCCUUCGUCCAUUAGCUAAGCAAACAAUUGAAGCGUUGCAAGAAGCUCUUCCUGGAGAUGUACCCUGUUUUCUUACUAGAAACGAUGGUACUCUAUUAUCAUCAGAGGAUUCAAGUCGUUGGCCUGUCUUUACUUUUGCUAGUGGUUCUACCAAUUCUAUGAUUGGUGCUGCCCAUCUUAGUGGUAUUAAGGAUGGCAUUGUUAUUGAUGUUGGAGGAACAUCCAUUGAUAUUGGAGUGAUUGUAAACGGACGACCAAGACAAACAAUAACAAAUGUACGAUUGAUUGAUGAUAUUCGAGUAAAUAUUCCCGUGGCUGAUGUUGUUUCUCUACCAUUGGGUGGUGGUACUAUAAUUCAUGUCAAUGAAAAAGAACAAACGGUACAAGUUGGACCAGAUAGUGUAGCCUAUCGACUUGAUCAAGAAGCAUUGGCUUUUGGUGGUGAAACGAUCACUGGAACUGAUAUUGCUUUAGCUGCUGGAUUAGCUACAGGAAUUGGUCAUUGUUCUGUCAAACUGUCUAGUUUUAUUGUUGAACAAGUUCUCGAUUAUGUCAAAGAGUUAGUGACAAGAAACAUCGAACGUAUGAAAACAAAUAUAGAACCAGUUCCAGUGAUCUUAUGUGGUGGAGGAUCGAUUCUUAUCGAUAUUAAUCAAUCAUUUCCAGGCGUUACACAAAUGGUGCGAACAGAUCAUUUUGCCGUUUGUAAUGCUGUGGGUGCUGCUCUUUGUUCGAUUAGUGCAAGCAUGGACCUAAUUGUCGAUCUACUUCCAUCGUCUGUUGACGGAGGUCAGCAACGUAAACAUGUAAUUGAUCAAUUAAUUGUUGACGUACGUCAAAAAUGUAAAGAAAAUGGAGCUCGAUCAAACACUAUUCAUUUAACUGACUUAGAACAAAUACCAUUAGCAUAUCAUCCUGGUGGGUAUAAACAUCGAGUUCAAUUAACUGCAAUGGGACAACUCGAUUUGGAUAAAUUCAAUCGAAACGCUCGAGAGACACAUAGAGAAAAGUUCAAUCCUAAAAUAAAAAAAGAACCACCAUCUACUAUUAAACCACCGAUUCAUAUUGAUUUGACAAAAAAACGACCAACAUUCGAUGAAAAUGGAGUUUGGUGCAUCGAUGCCAUUGACAUUGAAUAUAUUGCUUAUGGUACAGGCAUUCUUGGUAGUGGUGGUGGAGGUGAAUCAUAUCAUUGCAAAUUAUGGUGUCUUGAUUUGCUUCGCGAAGGUAAAUAUAAAAUGCGUGUAGUACCUCCAUCGUACUUUGCUGCGUCGUCGGAUUUAUUUGUGGAUGUUGGUUUUAUGGGUGCACCUACCGUCUCUCAUGAAUUGCUACCCAAUGGUCACGAAUGUUUAGAAGCUGUCAAUGUUCUUGAAAAGUAUCUAUCAACAACUAUUGCCGGUAUUUUCACAGGAGAAAUCGGUGGUGCCAAUGGUAUGAUCGGGUUGCUUGUGGCAGCCAAGAAAGAUAUAUUUUGUAUCGAUGGAGAUUCUAUGGGUCGAGCAUUCCCUUAUCUAAAUCAGUGCUUGAGUUUUAUUCACGGUCUACCUGCAACACCUUCUUGUUUAUGUGAUGUACGCGGUGAGACAAUUAUUGUUGCUGGCGAAAGUAUUUCAAGUUCACAAGAAUUGGAAGAGGUUUUUAGAAAAGAAUGUACAAAACGAGGUCUUUGUGUCGGCGUUGCGUUUCCUCCAAUUCAUGGUACACAACUAGAAGAAAAUAUAUUGCCCUAUAGUCUUUCUCGAGCAUGGUUUCUUGGUGAAGCCAAAUUCAAUCAUCGUAUUGAUGCUAUUCAAGCUGUAGCUCGUGCUGGACAGGGUCGCAUACUUAUUUCCGAUGGCACAGUGAUUAAUGUUGAACGACAUACUAGUGGUGGAUUUGCUCGAGGUCAUGUUUUUAUUGAAACAGGAGACCGAACGCUUAUUAUCGAUUUUCAAAAUGAAAAUCUUGUAGCUCGCUAUGAUAAUGGAGACAUCGCAGCUAGUACACCCGAUUUGAUUACACUUGUUGAAGAAGACACUGCUGAGCCAGUUGCAACCGAAAUUGUCAAAUAUGGUUGCCGUGUUUCAGUACUAGUCCUUCCAGCACCUGAACCAAUGACAACACCACAAGCGCUUCAAUAUGUUGGUCUUCGAGCAUUUGGCUUCGAUUUUCCAAAUUAUGCAUAUACACCUUCACAUGUCUCAAUCAAAUCUGUUUGGGAUGUUUUCUACAACAGACAUGAUGAUAAUCGAAAAUAG